Scaptodrosophila lebanonensis is the source of this 7764-nucleotide messenger RNA. It is a transcript of the gene Rdl, whose product is annotated as gamma-aminobutyric acid receptor subunit beta. The transcript is spliced from 10 exons. Gene Ontology annotation, biological process: regulation of membrane potential; chemical synaptic transmission; signal transduction. The record is from RefSeq and is a predicted model, not a curated record. NCBI's taxonomy places the organism in Eukaryota, Metazoa, Arthropoda, Insecta, Diptera, Drosophilidae. Gene Ontology annotation, cellular component: neuron projection; membrane; synapse. Bases 1541 to 3271 code for a protein of 576 amino acids. Gene Ontology annotation, molecular function: chloride channel activity; neurotransmitter receptor activity; GABA-A receptor activity.
GUCGGUCGCCGCAUACACGCCUGUUUUUCACUCAUAGCGAGCGAGCUAGUCGUCGCCUACUGUACAAUUUGUUGAAGCGAGGCAAAGAAAACUUUCCAAUUUCAAGAAAAUCAGAAAACGUGCUUGCUAAAAUAAAAACAAAAGUUAGAGGAAUGUAUAAAUUAGACUAAAAUAAAAAUGCUGAAAAAACACUCGAAAUCUAAAUUAGAUAUGAAACUGUGAGAGAGAGAACUAUAUUUUUAAAAUGACUUUAGGCGCUUGCCAGGACCGCGCACAAAAUGACACCAACUACAACAACAUCAGGAACAGCACCGAAUGCAGCAUAAAUGUGCAUAUUGCAUAUGUUGACCAAGCAAAGCAGAGAGUACCAAUAACAGCAGCCAUGGGCGAGCGGUGAGAUGUGCACUAUCGGAUGCAAAUUUGGAUCACGAGCUCAGUUGUAAAAUUGAAGUGCGAGCAAUAGUCAUACAGGAAGCCAGAGAGAGGAGGAGAGUUGCUGGUCGUUGCUUGAUUUUUAUACCUAACAUUGCUCGCACAUUUCACAAUAAGUAUUCAUUGUAAAUACAGACGAAGGAAAAGAUAGCACCUAUUAAAAGUCAAUAAAGAUGUCUUUGUCCUAACAGGACGUUGCUUGAUUAUCAAAGUCGGCUAUCAAACAACAACAGCAGCAAUAGAGGGCGUGUUAAAGCGGCGGGGGGAGAGCAACAGAGUCUAGGCAUCCGCAAUUAAUGUUGCCAACGUCUUCAGCGCGCCUAACCACGUCAAUUUCGUCUUCAUCCCACCCCCAUUCGUCACGUCAGGCAUUGGCAAACGCUUCCGUUGCGCCCGAGAUUCAGGCAGCAGCGGCGACGGCGGCAGAAGCAUCGGUCCGUGCAGGUCGAGACGCGACUCAACCCAGUGCCGUUACGCUCGAAGCGAUCUCCGAUUCGUUUGUGUUGCUACAGCUGCUGCUUCUCUUGCUGCUGUUCUGGCUGUGCUUCGGUCUUGCACGCAAUUCCACGGUCUGGCACUGGCAACGCAUGGACAUGCAAUAGGGAGAGGCGAAAGCAGUCACCAACAGCUAACAGCAGUCAGCCAACAGCAUAGGUCAAUCAGUUGGUUUUGUACAGGGCCAAAAAGGGAAGAUAGCGCGCUGUAGCAGCUCAACAGAUAUUGCAGCAACAACAACAACAACAUAAAAUACAACAACAACAGCAACAACAAAUGACACAUACCGAAGGACUGACUGAAUGCCUCGCUGCCUAAACAAACAAAAAACCUACUGACUGAGACUUCAACUUAAAACAACAUACAACAAAAUCCAAAGGGCAUAACUACAACAACAAAUACAACAACUACUGCAACUAUAACUAACUUACUUUAUAUGCAACAAAAACCAAAAACAAAUCCAAUAAUAAACAACAAAUUUCAAAAACGAAACUCAACUCAACGCAAACCCUUUCAAUCAGUAAUUUGCACUUACUGAAGGCCUCAACAACGACUUCCACAACUUCACACAACCAGUAACCUGUAACCUGUAACCAGCAACCACAGCACAGCCAUGAGUGGUUCAGUAAUGGACACAAUAGGCAGCCUGACACAGUCACGUGCACCACUAUUGACGCUAUGGCUGACGGUGAACUUGGCGCUCUUUGGGCAGGGACCACCCGGCCGAAUAGGCUCAGUCCAAGCAGCGACUGGUGGUGGCAGCAUGUUGGGAGAUGUGAACAUAUCUGCUAUACUCGACUCCUUUAGUGUUAGUUACGAUAAAAGAGUAAGACCCAAUUAUGGUGGACCUCCCGUCGAAGUCGGAGUCACCAUGUAUGUGCUAUCGAUCAGCUCGCUCUCAGAAGUGAAAAUGGACUUUACAUUGGAUUUUUACUUUCGUCAAUUUUGGACCGAUCCUCGUUUAGCGUAUAGAAAACGACCUGGUGUAGAAACACUGUCGGUGGGAUCAGAGUUCAUAAAAAAUAUUUGGGUACCUGACACCUUUUUUGUAAAUGAAAAACAAUCAUAUUUUCAUAUUGCAACAACCAGUAAUGAGUUCAUACGCGUGCAUCAUUCUGGAUCGAUAACAAGAAGUAUUAGAUUGACUAUCACCGCCUCGUGUCCGAUGAAUCUACAAUAUUUCCCGAUGGACCGGCAACUAUGUCACAUCGAAAUUGAGAGCUUCGGCUACACGAUGCGUGACAUACGUUACAAAUGGAACGAAGGUCCUAACUCGGUCGGUGUCUCGAAUGAAGUAUCUCUUCCCCAAUUUAAGGUCUUGGGUCAUCGUCAAAGAGCAAUGGAAAUCAGUCUUACCACAGGCAACUAUUCGCGUUUAGCCUGUGAGAUUCAGUUCGUGCGUUCGAUGGGCUACUAUCUUAUACAAAUCUACAUACCCUCUGGACUGAUCGUUAUUAUAUCAUGGGUAUCAUUUUGGCUCAAUCGCAAUGCAACGCCGGCGCGUGUGGCGCUCGGUGUGACAACCGUGUUGACAAUGACCACUUUGAUGUCGUCAACAAACGCAGCGCUGCCAAAGAUUUCGUACGUCAAGUCGAUUGACGUUUAUCUGGGAACAUGCUUCGUUAUGGUCUUUGCCAGUCUACUGGAAUACGCCACCGUCGGCUAUAUGGCAAAACGAAUUCAAAUGCGAAAACAAAGAUUUAUGGCGAUCCAAAAGAUAGCUGAACAGAAAAAGCAACAGCUUGAUGGGGUGCAGCAACAGGCCAAUCCGAAUCCAAAUGUCGGAGGCGGUGGUGCUGAGCAUGGACAUGGGCAUGGCCAUGGCCACAGCCAUGGUCAUCCUCAUGCGCCGAAGCAAACAGUGAGUAACCGCCCAAUUGGCUUUUCAAAUAUCCAACAAAACGUUGGUACGCGCGGUUGCUCGAUAGUGGGACCCUUGUUCCAGGAGGUGAGAUUCAAGGUGCACGACCCAAAGGCACACUCCAAGGGCGGCACAUUGGAGAACACGGUAAAUGGCGGUCGUGGCGGACCACAGGCGCAUGGGCCAGGACCGGUGCCUGGUGGUGGCGGUGGUCACGGUGGCGGCGGCGGUGGCGGUGGUGGAGGGGGCCCACCUGAGGGAGGCGGAGACCCUGAAGCAGCAGUGCCUGCCCACCUAUUGCAUCCGGGAAAAGUAAAAAAGGAUAUCAACAAACUGUUGGGUAUAACGCCCUCGGAUAUUGACAAAUACUCGCGCAUUGUCUUUCCUGUGUGCUUCGUUUGCUUCAAUCUGAUGUACUGGAUCAUCUACCUGCAUGUCAGCGACGUGGUUGCCGAUGAUCUUGUCCUGCUGGGCGAGGAGUAGAGGCAACGGCGCCAGCGGAAGAGCCAGCGACAGCGAAGACGGAUAUGUCGGCGAGUGAAUAGCGCACGAAAAGUAAAACUACACAAGGCGCUUAAAAUAUAAAACUAAUUUUAACUAGCGAUAGUAAAUGCAAAUGCUACAAAUUAUUGUUUAUAAGUAUUACAAGAACACACACAUACAUAUACCCGUACAUGGUCAUUGUCAAAAUCUAGCAUUAAUGAACAAAUACAUAUGUAUGUAUAUUAAAACGAAUAAUCAAAACUAACACCAUAGAAGAAAUCAGUAAGCAAAUUAUAGCAAGCAUUAAUGAGUAACUAAAGAUGAUUUAUAAAAUAGCACAGUCAAUAGAUUUCUUUAAAGAUAAUCUCACAUCCCGUACUACCCCGAACAAGAGAAACCAAAAUGUUUGAAAGAUGUGAUCCAGACCGAUAAAACACAAAAUGCAAAAUGCAAAUUUCUUUGAUUUAUUUAGUUAACAUUCACUACGUAUUCGGUUCAUCGAGGUUAAAGCCGUUGGAUGCUUCCCAGACCAGAAAAACCCAAUGAGUCUUCCUUAAGUUAAGCGGACUUGGUCUGAUUAAGUUAUGUAUUAAUUCUUCACACCGAAGAUCUUAGCCUUCUCCCCCCUUUCUAUGGCCACAAAACCUCAACAGCUAUAGACUAAAUUAAACUUUGUUUUAUCCCACAAUCAGCCGUUAUAUUUAUUUAAAAACUGACAAUGUUUAGCGCUUCCAUUAAAAAUGGCCAAAUUUUUUAGUAAAUUAAAUUAUAGCGAAGAAUCGCGUUCGAGUGCUAUCCCCAAUAACUGAGGCAACGUUCUGAUUUAAGGUUGCACUUGAACUCGAAACUCGAACUUUAAAUAAUGAAAUACCAAUUUUGAAAUAAUUUGCACUUGAAAGUUAUAAACGAAUACACUUGUACGUAUGUAAUUCCCUUUGAGUGCACCUUUUAUAAGAUUAAAUAUUACUUUUUAAGUUUUAGCCGAAAACAAAUCAUGGGGCAUUAGUAUUAACAAAUAGUUAGUGCAAGUAAACAUAAAAAAGCUAACAAAUAACAACAAAAUAUCACAUAAUUCAACUUACAAAAAUAAUUUGUUUGCAAACAAGAAAAGAAAAGAAAAAAAAACAAAAUCGGAAUACAACAACUUAUAUAAACGAUACAAAUAAAUUGCACAGGCCAAACUUAAAACUCACGCAACUCAGCAUUUUGAAGAUAACUUUGUAACACCACUAUAAGGGUUUGGCAUUGAAAACAAAACGAAAAAAAACCCAUAUAAUUAAUUGUACGUAAGCACACACAUACACACUAAUAAGAAUGAAACUGCCUAAAAAUAGAUUAUAAGUCAAAGAAAUAGUUGAUAAAGGAAAUAAUACUCGUACUCGUAAAUAUAGACCGGAAACAAUAGCAGAAACAAUAGAGGAACCAGCAACAGGAACAGCAGAGGAAAAAAGGCCCAACCGGACAAGCUAAUGCUGGAAUAUACUUGUAUAUGCUAUAUGUACAUAAAUCAAUAAGUACUCAAUGAGUUAGUAUAAUUAUGAUUUUCAAUUAAACUUUUGUACAUAUGAAAUGAAACAAACACAUUCUCAAUGAAAAGUAGGAGCAAAACUUCGCAGAGCAUUAUUUUUUAAUAAGUAUUAUUAUUAGAUAAUUUAGGAACCAAGAGCAAAAUGUUCAUGCUGUCAACAAAUGCGAUGCACCAUUUACUCGUACAGAAAGCCAAACAUAUACAUUUACACACAUACUCGGACACAGUUGCAUACAUACAUACAUACUAUACCUACAUUCUCGCGCAAGUUCCUCCAUACGACACACAGACAAGUUUAAGCGACAUGUUACAACAUACAUACUCGUACAUACAUAGGCACUCAUACAGGCAAGUGAGUUAAACUAUAGAGAAGAUAACAACUAAAUAUAGCACAAGUUUAGGUAAUGUUAAUGAAAACCAAAGCAAAUAUCAUAAAUUAAUUGUAUUGUAUGUAUGUAUUUAGAAACAAUUUAAUGUCAUUGGCGUUUCGUUAAGCGCUAAACCUAAGGCUAAAGAUUUUUGUACAGCUAGCUAAAGGGCUCAAGUUGAGGUUUGAGCAUAAUAUACAAGAUAAAUAUAUAUAUAGUUUAUAUGAUAGUAUUAAAGGAAGCUAAGUUUAUACAUACACAAGAUGAAGACAAAAAUAUGUUUAUACAUAUACGUACAUACAUAUGUAUAUGCUAUUUAAAUAUAUACAUUUAUGUAUAUGCAAAAAUAUGGAACUGCAAAGGAACCAUCAGCAUAUAUUAGGCACCUAUAUAGCACGAGUUUUUUAUAUACAGAAACCCAACCCGUAACUUAUAUAACCAAUUAAUUGUAUAUGUGUAUAUACGAAAAGAAAUAACGUACUUAUGAAUGAAAAUUGGGGAUUCCAUGCAAACGCAAAGCUCCAACCAGUUAGUUGUAAAGUAUACUUGUAUGUCAUGUAUACAAAUACAUUUUCGAGAUUCUGUUGAAUUGGACGAGAAUAGGUGAGCAUAAAGAUGAUCUUCAGUAUUUUGAACUGAAUGAAGAGUGUACCUACAUAGUUACUUAUUCUAGAUCUUGAAUUCGGCCUUCAAGUGAACGAAUCAAUUUGGCUUCUACAGACAAGUGUUCAAUUAGGAAAAUAUUUCUGCCUUAUUGUUUAAUUUAACCCUGUCCUCUCUAUUUCCAAUCAAUGUCAGCUCCCCAAAAAACUACAGAAACUGUUUUUUUUCUGGCUUUAGCUAAUGGACUAAGCCAUAGGUGGUAUGCAAUUAUUAAUUUUUUUAUUUUGUAAUCUAUUGUAUUUCGAACGAUUUUGUCUCGCUCAAAGUGAAGUUAUAACUAGGCCUAGACUGGCACAACAGCCACAAUUGAACUGAACCUACACCAGCUCCCUGUAGAUAUAUUCUCCUUUUGCCUGACAUUUGCACAACUUUUCUACUAAACGAUUAGACUUUAAAGAAAAUGACAGAACCCUCACACCCUCACACCCGACACCCCACCCCAUGCCCAACCAUGACAUAUACGAACAUCACAACGAAACACUUUAUUCCAUGAAAAGCACACAACUCCCAAUAACAAUACCAAUACCAACAAGCAAACAACAACACAAAACAAAACAACACAAAACUAAAAACAAAAACAAAAACUAAAACAAAAAGACAAAAACCAAGCGAAACUUACUUUAUUAACUUUCUAGACACCAUAAAAUUAAUGAAAAUGAAGCUAUAAUGCAAACAGAAAACUUAGAAAUUGAAUACAAUUAAAGCAAUAUAGCUUGUACGUGCAUUUUUGUUACUCGUAUUAUAAAUCGAAAUGCUCGCCAAAGCCAGGCAUAAGUACUAUAUACUCGUACUAUUGAUUGAACCAACGCAAUAGCAAAGUUUACAACUACAUUUACGUACAACAGCCAAAAUAUGGGCGCAAAUUUCGAAUUGCAAUGCAAAUCCGGCACAACACACAGAGCUAGUACUGGAACGGGUCCUUCCCGGAUCGGAGUAGACCAACAUUGCACUAGCAUAUAAGAAGUCAAUGCGAGUCGAUAGUCGGCAAAGAGUUAAAUCCGUGAUACAUAAGAACAAAAUAUGUUGAUCCUUAUAGAAACACCUAGAUUAAAACUAUAAAAGCAGAAAAUUAAUAAACAAAUAAAAUGAUAUAUUUAAUAAAUUAACAAACAAUAUGUUAAAAAGCAAAAGGACACUAAACACAAAUCAAAAUAAACUACACAAAGGAAGACAUUUCAAAGCAAAAACAACAAAUAGCUGCUCAAUGGUUUCGGAGCGUAUUUCCAAAGAACGCAAACAAAUUUAAGUUUUAAAUGUACGAGUAGUUUACUAUUUCUAAUUUAUGGAUAUUAUUUUCAAAAUUUAGUCCGCCAUAGUCACCUUUUUAUAAAAUAUUGAAGCAUUUAGGACAACAACAACAAAAAAAAAAAAAAACAAACGAAACAAAAACAUAAUGAAAGCAAAAAGUGUUAAGUUUUAAUUUAUAUACAGGCAGUAAGUAAUGUUGUAAGCAUUUUUGGUGGCGCUGUUUAUAUAGCGACUAUAACACCAAAGUUUUAUUAGAGGUAAACAAAUCAAAUAUACAUAUGUACAUAUUUACAUAUAUACGCAUAUAUAUCUGUAUCUGUGGUUAUGCAUUGCCGCUUACUUAGAUGUGAACAAACAAACAAAAAUAGAACAAUUCUUUUAAAUUAUAGACUAUUGAGCGGAUCUUUCGUUAACUAGCACGGUAAUUGAAAAAGCAUUUACAAACUAAAUUCAGAAACAGUGUUUUCAUAUUUAAGAUGUGGUUAUUUAGAUGCCGACUCUUCCACACCUUGUACCUAGCCCCCUUCCUACAAUUGUUCAUAUGACAGCUGUAGUAUGAUUAAAAUGGAACUACACCUUAUUGAAUAGAUUAUAUAUUCGCUGAAAAGGGAAGGGCUCAGUAGGAGUAAAGUAAAAGACAAUAGUCGCGGACCGCCGUGCGUCUGUUCGCUUUAGAGUUUUAUUGG